UCUCCCGUUCCGCUAUCUCCUAUCAAUCCUAUCACUUAUCGUCGGCGUAAGCACUUAACAGUAGUCGGUAAUGUUUUUCCUGAUUGAAGUUACUGAACAAUGACGAUAGUUCACGACUACUGGUACGCUGAUGAACUAUCUACUUGUUGCCGGUCCGGUUUCGUCAUCAAGCGUUCCAGAUAGAGUAAAAACGAAUCGACGAUCAUCACAUUGAGUCAAUAAGACCGCCGUCGGUCGGACAUCAGUACGCCUUUUUUGUUGUUAUCAUCAGUAUUCAGUACAUAGUAUUUGAUCGCCAACCAAUUUGCGCUCAUUCUGUGCCCACUGCACUAUAAUGGCCAACCGUCCAGUCACUUCGGACGUGAACCAUCCGCCCCAGUUCUGACGCCUCCAAGGUACCGUUGUUAUUUGGUAAUCAGUAUCAAUAGUUAAUCGUUAAUUGUUCUAUUUUAUUUUUUUCCACUUCAAACGACGCAACAAUGGCCAUUGACAAUCUGAUUGACUCAGUGUCUCUAUACGUACCCCGACAUGUUGCAUUUCACGGAGCCAUCUUUCCAUUUGUUGUCCUUUACAUCUCGUGGUCGUCCGCUUGUUAUUUCACCGACAAUCUGCUAGAUUUCUUUUUUGCUGGUAUUUUUGCCAUCGGUGUUGCCCAAAUAUUGUGUUCAUUAAGUUGUUACUGGUCUGUAUCAUUUAGAUGUCUAUUGUCAUGUCGACGUGUCACUUCCCCAGAGGAAGCUGCCUUGGUCAAAGUAUUACCCACUCCUAAUAAUGGAUUUACCGAAUUAGUGAUGUUAAACACAUUCCAAGACCAAGACCUGAAGACUGUUACAUGGUUUAGGUACCAAGAAAUCAAAUAUAUAUGGAAUGAUGACAAGAAAUGUUUCAAUUCUUUAGAAUUUCCAAUUGCUAAUACAAUAGAACAAUAUGGAAAUUGUAAAGGCUACAAUAGUGAUGAACAGUUAUCUAGAGCUAUACAAUUAUAUGGUCGAAAUCGCCUUAAUAUACAAUUACCAAAGUUUAAUGAUUUAUUUAUAGAAAGAGCAACAGCUCCUUUUUUUGUGUUUCAAGUAUUUUGUAUUGCGUUGUGGUGCUUUGAUAAGUAUUGGUACUAUUCUUUGUUUACCUUAGCAAUGUUGGUACUAUUUGAAUGCACUUUAGUCAAGCAACAAUUACGUAACAUGGAAGAAAUCAGGAAUAUGGGUAACAAACCAAUUCAUUUGCAUGUGUAUCGCAAUAAAAAAUGGCAAUUUUUAUUAAGUGACGAACUUACACCUGGCGAUAUUGUAUCUAUUACAAGAACCAAUAAUGAUCAAACUGUUCCUUGUGAUUUAUUACUCUUAAGAGGUUCAUGUAUCGUUGAUGAAAGCUUAUUGACUGGUGAAUCUAUUCCACAGAUGAAAGAAUCUAUUGAAAAUAUUACCGAUGCUAGUAGAAACUUAGAUUUUGAAUCUGAUAAGAAACUGCAUAUUUUAUUUAGUGGUACAAAAGUAGUUCAACAUACUUCUCCUAUGAAAAUAUCAUCAAGUGUGCGUUCCCCUCCAGAUAAUGGAUGUAUUGCUUAUGUGUUACGAACAGGUUUCAAUACAUCACAAGGUAAUCUACUACAAACAAUAUUAUUUGGUGUCAAGCAUGUCACUGCAAAUAACAUGGAAACUUUAGCAUUUAUUUUAUUUUUGUUAAUUUUUGCAAUUGCUGCAGCUUACUAUUUGUGGAUUAAAGGCACUGAAGAUCCAAAUAGGAGCCGUUACAAGUUAUUCCUUGAAUGUACACUUAUCCUCACUUCUGUUAUACCUCCGGAACUGCCUGUUGAAUUAUCAUUGGCUGUUAAUUCGUCAAUUUUAUCCUUAUCCAAACUUGGAAUAUAUUGUACUGAACCUUUUAGAAUUCCAUUUGCUGGCAAAGUAGAAAUAUGCUGUUUUGAUAAAACUGGUACUUUAACCAAAGAUGCUUUAAUUGUUGAAGGUAUAGCUGGUGUUGAAAAAGAUAUGAUUCCAAUGAAUGAAGCCCCUGAACAUACCAUUCAAGUUUUAGCUUCUUGUCACUCAUUGGUCCAACUAGAAGAUACAUUAGUUGGGGAUCCUGUUGAAAAAGCCUCUUUGAACGCAAUAAAUUGGAUUUUAACCAAGAAUGAUUUUAUUGUACCAAAGAAAUCAAAGAUACCACCAUUAAAGAUAUUGAACAGAUUUUAUUUUUCUUCAUCUUUAAAAAGAAUGUCUGUAUUAGCAGCUUAUAAAUGUACAAAAACAGCAAAUAAAGUUAUACAUAUAGCAAGUGUCAAAGGUGCCCCCGAAGUGCUGAAGUCAAUGUUAUUAAAUAUUCCUAAUAAUUAUGACAGUACAUAUCUUGAACUAGCUGGUCGAGGAGCUCGAGUAUUAGCGCUUGCUAGAAAAGAAAUGACUGCCAUUCCAAAUGAUUUAAAAAAUUUAAAGAGAGAAGACUUGGAAUGUGAUUUAAAUUUUGUUGGGUUUGUUGUGGUUUCGUGUCCAUUAAAACAAGAUUCAGAGAAUGUUAUUAAAGAACUUCUGAACUCGUCCCACAUGGUAACUAUGAUAACUGGAGAUAAUGCAUUGACUGCAUGUUAUGUAGCUAAUGAAUUAAAUUUUACAAGAUCUGCAAGUCAUAUCAUAUUGACACUUUCAGAAACCAACAAAACAUGGUGUUGGAUAAGUGAUAGUUACAAAAUUCAAGUCCCAUUAAAUAGUAGUAUUAAAGAAUUAGUCGAUUCAUAUGAUUUAUGUUUGACAGGAGAUGGAUUAAAUUUUCUAAAUCAAAAUCACAAAGAUAUAUUAAAAAAAAUUAUACCUCAUGUAUGUGUGUUUGCUAGAGUGGCUCCCAAAGAAAAAGAAUUUAUUAUAAUAACAUUAAAAGAAUUAGGUUAUUGUACUUUGAUGUGUGGAGACGGUACUAAUGAUGUUGGCGCCUUGAAACAUGCACAUGUUGGUAUUGCUAUACUUGCUAGAGGUAAAGAAAAGAUAAAAUUAAAAAAAGAUAUGUUUGCCAAUAAGUCAAGAAAACCAGGAGAAAAUGUAGGUGAUCAAAUGAAAAGACUAAUGAAAGAAAUAGAUGAAGAAUCUGUGACUGUGGUGAAGUCAGGAGACGCUAGUAUUGCUGCUCCUUUUACAAGUAAAUUUUCAUCUGUAACUUGUGUAUGUCAUGUAAUUAAACAAGGUCGUUGUACUUUAGUUACUACACUUCAAAUGUUUAAAAUAUUAGCACUGAAUGCUCUUAUUGCUGCUUAUAGUCAGUCUGUACUUUAUGUUAAGGGUAUAAAAUUUAGUGAUUCUCAAGCUACAUUACAAGGAUUAUUGUUAGCUGCUUCAUUUUUAUUUAUUUCAAGGUCAAGACCUUUAAAAGUUUUAUCCAAACAGAGACCACUGCCAAAUAUAUUCAACAUCUACACAAUUUCAACUGUAUUAUUACAAUUUAUUAUACACUUUUGUAGUUUAGUAUUCUUAGUCCAAGAAGCUAGUGUGUAUGCUGAAAGUGAUCCUGUGAAUACUACUUUGCCAUUUUCAAAUGACAGUUUGUUAUCAAAUAAUACAAAUUUGGAUUCUGCAGAAACAGAUGUAGACGAAUUUAAACCUAAUGUAGUGAACAGUGCAGUAUUUAUUAUUUCCAUGGCAUUGCAAAUUUGUACUUUUUCAGUCAAUUAUCGAGGACGACCAUUCAUGGAAAAUUUAAUAGAAAAUAAGCCAUUGCUGUACAGUACAGUAGGAACAAUUAUGGUAAUAUUGUUUUUAAGUAUGGGUACUUUGCAAGGACUUAAUGAGCAAUUUGAAAUUGUUCAGUUUCCUCAUGAAUUCCGAGUUAUUUUAAUUACUGUACUUAUUUCAGAUUACUUUGGUUCUUAUAUAAUGGACCGAUUAUGUUUAUGGCUUUUUGGUGAAGGAAAAUUUAAAAAAGUGCCUGUGUAAAAAAUGUUUUAUGUUAGAAAUGCAAUGUUAAAUAAUAAAUGUAUUAU
Messenger RNA from Rhopalosiphum maidis (corn leaf aphid), 3964 nucleotides. Its product is annotated as manganese-transporting ATPase 13A1. Gene Ontology annotation, cellular component: endoplasmic reticulum membrane. NCBI's taxonomy places the organism in Eukaryota, Metazoa, Arthropoda, Insecta, Hemiptera, Aphididae. Gene Ontology annotation, molecular function: ATP hydrolysis activity; P-type ion transporter activity; ATP binding. The record is from RefSeq and is a predicted model, not a curated record. Gene Ontology annotation, biological process: intracellular calcium ion homeostasis.